AUGCCAGUGGUAAGUAUUCGUCAGCCUCUUAGCAUUAGCACCUGCAUUCCCUCACCUGUGCUGUCUUGUCAAAUGAACCCCAUUUCUCCAAAGCAGUAUCUGACCAGGGUAGGGGUGAGAGAUCUGCCCAUGGGACCAGUGGCUUGGAUUCCACCCCCACAAGGCCGUGUGUGGUUGACUUCUAGCUGCCCAGGGGUUGUUCCUGCCCAGGGAGCUUGGGCCGUCUGCUCUCUGGGCAUCUUUGGCCAGGCAGCUCGGACCCCUCACUUGCCUGAGUCUUCUGCUUGGCUUCAGCCUCCAGGCAACAAGUUGCCACCUCCCACUGCCAAUGCUUUAUUUAAUUUGUGGUUUUUUUUUUUCAUUUGGGGCCAAAAAGCUCAUGACACCAUAAGCUUCAAUAUAAGAAUAAAAUUCUGGAGUUCCAUGUUUUUCACCACACUUUCCCAGUUAAAGGUCCAUGUGUGUAUCCAUUUAGUCACUCAUUUACUUCAUUCAACGAAUAUUUAA
Messenger RNA from Rangifer tarandus platyrhynchus (Svalbard reindeer), 507 nucleotides. The record is from the annotation of a GenBank genome assembly. NCBI's taxonomy places the organism in Eukaryota, Metazoa, Chordata, Mammalia, Artiodactyla, Cervidae.